AUUAACAUUGUUACUCUGUGGUCAUUCUGCAACUGUCAGCAGUGACAGUUGAAUUUUGUCUAUGGUCAGCUGUCACUUUCUAGUUCAGCAGCAAUAUUUACGUCUGCAUCUUACGUAAAUUUUAGGUUCAAAAAUUUUAAGAAUACGUCGAAAUGUUGCGUAAUAUUUUGGUAUCGCAGAGCUCGCAAAAUGUCAUUGGUAAUCUGAAGAAUUGCCAAGGGGCCAUCGGAAGUGUGAUAUCAAUUAGGAACCAAUCGACGCAGCCACAAGUCCAGAAAGAUCAGAAUGUACCCCCAGAACAACAGGAGUAUAAAAAAUAUUCCCCUUUUCAAGUGCCGCGGUCGAACUUGGCCGAAUUUGCCUUGGCCAGAUUGGACGAUUUGUUGAAUUGGGGAAGGAAAAGUUCUAUAUGGCCCAUGACUUUCGGGUUAGCUUGUUGCGCUGUAGAAAUGAUGCACUUUGCUGCACCUAGAUAUGAUAUGGAUAGGUUCGGUGUAGUGUUUCGAGCCUCUCCAAGACAGUCUGAUGUGAUAAUAGUUGCUGGAACACUUACAAAUAAGAUGGCACCAGCAUUGAGAAAAAUUUAUGAUCAAAUGCCUGAACCACGAUGGGUUAUCUCAAUGGGCAGUUGCGCUAACGGUGGAGGUUAUUAUCAUUAUUCGUACUCAGUUGUCAGGGGUUGUGAUAGAAUCAUACCUGUGGAUAUAUAUGUUCCAGGGUGUCCACCAACUGCUGAAGCCCUAUUGUAUGGUAUAUUACAAUUACAGAAAAAAGUUAAAAGAUAUAAUUCUGUCCAAAUGUGGUAUCGUAAGUAAUUGAAUAAUGAGAUAGGUGGAAAAUUAAACAUCAGAAAGAAUAAAUGUAAAUAGGUUUGAUCUUUAAGUUAUAAGUGUUUCUAUAACUCCCAAUAAGUUGAUCCAAUAAAAAGAUUGAAGAGA
Molecule: messenger RNA, 938 nt
Organism: Coccinella septempunctata (seven-spotted ladybird)
Lineage: Eukaryota; Metazoa; Arthropoda; Insecta; Coleoptera; Coccinellidae
Product: NADH-quinone oxidoreductase subunit B 2-like
Exons: 4
Coding region: 153-815 (220 amino acids)
Biological process (GO): aerobic respiration; electron transport coupled proton transport; mitochondrial respiratory chain complex I assembly
Molecular function (GO): 4 iron, 4 sulfur cluster binding; NADH dehydrogenase (ubiquinone) activity; quinone binding
Source: RefSeq, a predicted model, not a curated record